This is a messenger RNA of Aspergillus pseudotamarii, 1335 nucleotides long. RefSeq lists its product as uncharacterized. Bases 22 to 747 code for a protein of 241 amino acids. The record is from RefSeq and is a predicted model, not a curated record. Lineage: Eukaryota; Fungi; Ascomycota; Eurotiomycetes; Eurotiales; Aspergillaceae. The transcript has 2 exons.
CCUAAAUCACUGCUUGACAAAAUGCGGCACCAAGCUUUUACACCAAUCUUUCUGAUCUUUCUGGUUAUUUGCACAAUAUCUAUAGCUUCAGGCUUUCCUCUUCGCAAGCGUCUUCCGCGUCCGUUCGUCGAUCUACCUCACUUACGGCACGAACAGCGCCUACAGGAGAACGGCGAACUGAAGCAGUGGCUUCAAAAUCAGCAACCCAUCAUGACCCCUAAUAUUGCUAUGCCGCCUGAAAGGGGCGCUGGUGGGGGAAGCAGGCAGCCUCAGGAUUCCGGCAGUGAUGGCCUUGUGAUAUCCGAUGUUCUUCCUAAAAACCGUGGCAUCAAUAUCUUUGCUUCUCUUACAAGGGAUUUUGAGCCCAUCGAUUCUCGUUUCAAUGAUGCAACAAAGAAUGUAACCGUCCUUGCCCCCCGCAACAGUGCAAUCCAGGGACUUCCGCGUAAGCCUUGGGAGAAUCCGGAGGACUAUGUACAGUUCGGAGAGGCGAAGGCCUAUGAGGGACAGGAAGGGCAGGACCGAGCAAAAAGCAACUUGAAGCGCUUUGUAGAGGCCCACAUAGUACCCAGAAGCCCUUGGAAUGAAGGGGAUGAAGUAGAGACUCUUGGGGGGGACAAAUUGAGCUGGACAAAAGAUGGAGAUAAGAUCCUUAUUCAACCGGGAAAUGUUGAGGUUGACAGUAUUGCAGAACAAGUUUCAAAUGGUGAAGUAUGGAUUUUGAACAGCGUGAUCAAUUACCGUUGAAUCCGCUUUUACAACUCGUAUGUGACGAUGUGACGAAUAGAUAUACAGAAAUGCUCUAACCAAUCGUUGUCGUACUUUGAGCCAAGAAACGACGUACAGCUGCCUUUAUAAUAAAAUGUAUAUCGCGGUAACGUUAUCUGGAAAGUCAUUCCAUAACUACUCACAUUAAGCAGUAGAGCCUAAAGCGGAUAUCCAGAAAGGCCCGUAAGAUACAUCAGUUACCUCAUGCAUCAAUUCUGUAUAUCACUGUUCUUUGAAUCCACCCGUAAUUUAUAAAAGAUAAGACAAGAGGGCCUGUACUAAUAUAGCAAAUCAAAUGAGGCCCUCCUUUGAAGCAAUAUUGUGCAGUAUUCUGUCCUCAAUGCCAUCCAAAAUGCAAAAAUGUUCCAUGACUGCCAAAUUCUCUGCUUCACUUUGAUACAAUUUAUCGGGAUCUUGGCCAGGCUGGAAGGGAUUGACCCCCAUGGCAGGGUUCAUAGUAGCCAUUUGUUGGGACAUGUGAUUCGCAGCUACAUAAAGGUUAGCACAAAGACGAGUACUAGGAAAACAAAAUACAAUGACUAACCGUUGUCGCUACCCAGAAUGAAU